CCCAGCCGGCCCUGCCUUCUCCCCUGACCUGCCGGCUGCUCCCGACCCCCGCUGUGCCCACUCACCAUGGAGAAGACCCUCGUCCUGCUGCUGGUCACCCUGGCCGUGACCUACGCCGUCCCCGACCCCCGCGGGAUCAUCAUGAACCUGGAGGAGGGCGAGCUCUGCAUGAACAGCGCCCAGUGCAAGAGCAAGUGCUGCCACCGCGCCAGCGGCCUGAGCCUGGCCCGCUGCGCGCCCAAGGCCAGCGAGAACAGCGAGUGCUCCGCCAAGACGCUCUACGGGGUUUACUACAAGUGCCCCUGCGAGCGGGGCCUGACCUGCGAGGCGGACAAGUCCAUCGUGGGCUCCAUCACCAACACCAACUUCGGCUUCUGCCGCGACCAGAGCCGCUCCAGCGAGUGAACCCCCCCCCCCAUGCACCUGGCCCAGAGAAGGGAGC
Molecule: messenger RNA, 442 nt
Organism: Pipistrellus kuhlii (Kuhl's pipistrelle)
Lineage: Eukaryota; Metazoa; Chordata; Mammalia; Chiroptera; Vespertilionidae
Gene: CLPS
Product: colipase
Exons: 5
Coding region: 67-405 (112 amino acids)
Biological process (GO): digestion; response to food; lipid catabolic process
Cellular component (GO): extracellular region
Molecular function (GO): lipase binding; enzyme activator activity
Source: RefSeq, a predicted model, not a curated record